Sturnus vulgaris (Common starling) is the source of this 3660-nucleotide messenger RNA. The record is from RefSeq and is a predicted model, not a curated record. Lineage: Eukaryota; Metazoa; Chordata; Aves; Passeriformes; Sturnidae.
AUGGCACGGGUGGCGGUGUGCGGGUCCCACUGCCCGCCCCCCAGACUGGGACCCUCGCUGGUGUCCCCUCCCCGCUCGCUGCGGCCACCAGCGGCUGUCACUGUCCGGUCCCAUGGCCAGCACCAGGGACAGCUCCGCUCGCCCGCCCUGAGCGGCUCCCGGCCCGCGCGGCCCCCCCAGGACAUCAGCCUGGAGGAGUUCGAUGACGAGGACCUGUCGGAGAUCACGGACGAUUGCGGCAUCGGCCUCAACUACGACUCGGACCACUACGAGAAGGACUGCCUGGUGCUGGAGCGCGGGGAGCAGCCGCACCCCGUGUGCACCUUCCAGGACGACUUCCAGGAGUUCGAGAUGAUCGACGACAACGACGACGACGAGGAAGAGGAGGAGGAGGAGGAGGAAGGCAACGAGCUGGAGGCGCCGCCGUCCCCUUCGGCCUCGCCCAUUCCCUCGCCAGCCCUGGAGGAGACGCAGAAGCACCGGCCCACGACCCUGAACCUGACAGCCCCGGGCACACAGGAUUCCCUGAACAACAACGGCGGCUUCGCUCCCGCCGCGCCCCGGCCCAGCUGGCAGGACGCGCUCCUCCACUCCUCCUCCUCCUCCUCUUCCUCACACACCGGACACUCGUCCCCCCACGCCUGCAUCCUGGACGGACCCUGCCUGGAGAGCCCGCCGGGCCCCGGGGGGGCCCCCCCCUCGCUGCCGCCCUCCCCCCUGGACUCGCAAGGCAACAGCCCCGAGUCCCUGGCACAUGGUAACCCAUCGCCCCCGAGAGCCGCGCCCGAUUUUAACAUGAACCUCAUCUCCGCUGCGCUCCGAGCUCCGCUCUCCCCGCCGCGCCCCCGCCAGCCGCCCCCGCCUCACCCCUGUCUCUCUCCAACAGGGCCCGCCGCUCCCCCCGGCGCCCCCGACGCCGCCCCCCCGCCCCAGGCCGCCCCCCAGGCCCCCACGCAGCCCCAGGGCGGCGCCAGCCCGGGGUCCCCCCGCCCGCAGCCGCAGCCGCGGCCGCAGCCCCGGCCGGAGCGGGACGGGGCUCCCGCGGAGCCGCUCAGCUCCGACGGGGAGGGUGCCCGGUCCGGCCGGGCCGCCAGCGUGCGCGGCCACCCCUCGGGCUCCUCGGAGACCACCUCGCCCUCCUCGGACCCGGGCAUCGAGGCCGACCUCACGAGCCGCACGGCCAAGCCCUUCCUGCCCGGCGGGCGGCGAGGGGACGAGCUGAGCUCGCCCGGCUCUGACUCGGACGUGGACGGGGAGCUCGAGGCGGCUUUCGCCGGCGGGCGCCUGGUCAGCAACAUGAUCUCAUCCAUCUCGGAGACCGAGCUGGACCUGAGCAGCGACAGCAGCAGCGGCCGCUCGUCGCACCUCACCAACUCCAUCGAGGAGGCCAGCUCGCCCGGCUCCGAGGGCGAGCUGGAGCCCGAGCUGGAGGCGCCCGGCCUGCUGGGCAUCAAGGACUCGCUGCUGCUGGACAAGGGCAAGGAGGACGAGGAGGAGCCGGCCGAGAGGGGCCCGCCGGAGCGCGGCGGCCAGACCGACGUGUCCAGCGCCAGCCCCCCGGACCUGAAGAUCGACCCCGACCACAGCCUGGAGAGCAUCCGCCGCUCCUUCUACCUGCCCGUGGGGCCCAAGCUGAUGCCCGAGGCGGACGAGGAGGACAACAGCGAGUACGACUCGGACUCGGAGUCGGAGCCCGACCUGAGCGAGGACUCGGACUCGCCGUGGCUGCUCAGCAACCUGGUGAACAAGAUGAUCUCGGAGGGCUCGUACCCCAUCAAGUGCCCGGACGAGUGUUUCCAGAACAGCCACUCGCUGUGCGACACCAUCUCGCCCGCCUCCGACCUGGAGCCCGAGAUCCUGAGCGAGGCGCUGGACGAGGAGCCGGGCCCGCGGGACUCGCCGGUGGCGCUGGGGGACGCGGCGGCGGUGCCAGCGCGGUGCCCGCGCGGUGCCAUCGAGCUGGUGGACAUGGAGACGCUGCGCUGCUCCCUGGCCGAGGCCGAGCACGCGGCCGCCGAGCCGCCACCGGAGCCGCCGGCCGAGGAGCCGGGGCCUUUCCUGUUCCUCAGCAACCCCACCAACGACACCAUCGCGCCCGUGUGCCCCGGCCGCCCCGUCGCCCUCGGCCGCCUGGACGCCUCCGAGGUCUUGGCCACCUUGGGUUGCCGCCCGGUGGCCCCGCCGCGGGUGUCCCCCGGCACCGAGCCCGCUGUCACCGGUGGCGGCCCCGAGCGCUGGGACCUGGACUCGGGCGUGCUGGAGGCCGACUCCAUGAUCGACGACGUCCGGUUAGCGCCCGACGCCGACCCCGCCGCGCUGGACGUGUCCACGGCCAAGACCAACCGCGGCUUCGCCAUGGCCCUGGAGGAGGCCGAGCCGCCCUUGGUGGCCCCGUGCCACCGGGGCAGCCCGGCCGGGGAGGGGCCGCUGGCACCGGAGCCGCCGGCGCUGGACGAGUCGCUGGCCUACGACUCGGUCAAGUACACGCUGGUGGUGGACGAGCACACGCAGCUGGAGCUGGUGAGCCUGCGGCGCUGCACGUCCGUGCUCAGCGACGACAGCGACAUCCUGAGGGCCUGCGACGACGAGGUGGCCUUCGGCGACGGGCUGGUGGCCCCCGACGCGCGCAGCUCCUCCGAGGACUCGUCCCCCGAGGCCGACCUGCAGUUCUCCAAGAAGUUCCUCAAUGUCUUCGUCAACAGCACCUCGCGCUCCUCCAGCACAGAGUCCUUCGGGCUCUUCUCCUGCAUGGUGAACGGCGAGGAGCGGGAGCAGACCCACCGCGCUGUCUUCAGGUUCAUCCCACGCCACGAGGACGAGCUGGAGCUGGACGUGGACGAUCCCAUCCUGGUGGAGCUGGAGGAGGACGAUUACUGGUACCGGGGUUACAACAUGAGGACGGGCGAGCGCGGCAUCUUCCCCGCCUUCUACGCCCACGAGGUGGUGGGACACGCCCGGGACGCCAUCGGUCUGAAGAGGAACCCGUGCUGGGUGGAGCGCUUUAACGUGCAGUUCCUGGGCUCGGUGGAGGUCCCGUACCACCAGGGCAAUGGGAUCCUGUGCGCGGCCAUGCAGAAGAUCGCCACCACCAGGAAGCUGACGGUGCACCUGCGGCCCCCGGCCAGCUGUGACCUGGAGGUGACACUGCAGGGCAUCAAACUCAUCCUGACCGUCACCGAGUACAGCCCCGAGCACGAGCGCUGCAGCCACUUCUUCCAGAUGAAGAACAUCUCCUUCUGUGGGUGCCACCCCCGGAACAGCUGCUAUUUCGGGUUCAUCACCAAGCACCCGGUGCUGAGCCGCUUCGCCUGCCACGUGUUCGUGUCCCAGGAGUCCAUGAGACACGUGGCCGAGUGUGUCGGGUGCCACCACCGCGGCGCGUCCCUGCCUGUCCCCGCGGCCAGCCCCGGCCCGGUGCCACCCCCGGGGCAGGGCACACGGAGCGAUUUACAGGCCGGACUCUCUGUGAAAAACGGGAACGAGGAGGAAUUUCAUGCAACAUUCCUGGUCCGGAGGCGGCGCGGGGGGCGGGAGCGGGCGGGAGCCUUUUUGGGGAGGUGGGUGGGGUCGGCGUUGUUGGGGUGGGGGCUCCACACCCUCAGUGCAGUGCUCGGAGGAGGAGAAGGAGAAUCCGAGUGGGUUUUCUUGGCUUGGGAAUAA